Messenger RNA from Epinephelus fuscoguttatus (brown-marbled grouper), 8309 nucleotides. It is a transcript of the gene smg7, whose product is annotated as SMG7 nonsense mediated mRNA decay factor. Gene Ontology annotation, biological process: nuclear-transcribed mRNA catabolic process, nonsense-mediated decay. Gene Ontology annotation, cellular component: telomerase holoenzyme complex. NCBI's taxonomy places the organism in Eukaryota, Metazoa, Chordata, Actinopteri, Perciformes, Serranidae. Gene Ontology annotation, molecular function: telomerase RNA binding; protein binding; telomeric repeat DNA binding. The record is from RefSeq and is a predicted model, not a curated record.
CCUCUCGCUCCGGCCCUGUGCGGGUCAGACAGGAACAAUAUGGCGCCGGGAGCAGCGUUAGCCUCUGGACCAGUCGUUGUCUGAAAGACUGGCGAUCCGGCAGGAUGAACCUCUGCGCCCAAUACCUCCGACAGGCAGAGGCCCUGAAGGCUGACAUGACAGAUUCAAAGCUGGGCGCGGCAGAGGUGUGGACGUCCCGGCAGGCCCUGCAGGAUCUGUACCAGAAGAUGCUGGUGACCGACCUGGAGUACGCUCUGGACAAGAAGGUGGAGCAAGACCUGUGGAAUCAUGCUUUUAAGAACCAGAUCACUACGCUGCAGAGCCAGGCCAAGAACCGAGCCAACCCCAACCGCAGCGAGGUCCAGGCCAACCUGUCGCUGUUCCUGGAGGCAGCUAGCGGCUUCUACACACAGUUACUGCAGGAGCUGUGCACCGUGUUCAACGUGGACCUGCCGUGUCGCGUCAAGUCGUCUCAGCUCGGCAUCAUCAGCAAUAAACAGAGCAACACCAGCGCCAUCGUCACCCCGCAGCCCAGCUCCUGCUCCUACAUCUGCCAGCACUGCCUCGUCCACCUGGGAGACAUAGCACGUUAUCGUAACCAGACCAGCCAGGCUGAGUCGUACUACCGACAUGCAGCUCAGCUGGUCCCAUCAAACGGUCAGCCAUACAACCAGCUGGCCAUCCUGGCCUCCUCUAAAGGAGAUCACCUCACCACCAUCUUCUACUACUGCCGCAGCAUCGCAGUCAAGUUCCCCUUCCCAGCAGCCUCCACCAACCUGCAGAAGGCCCUGUCCAAGGCUCUGGAGAGCCGUGAUGAGGUGAAAACCAAGUGGAGCGUGUCAGAUUUUAUCAGGGCCUUCAUCAAGUUUCACGGUCACGUCUACCUGAGCAAGAGUCUGGACAAGCUCGACAGUCUGCGGGAGAAACUGGAGGAGCAGUUUCAGAGGCUGAUCCUGCAGAAAGCCUUCAGCUCUCAGCAGCUGGUCCACAUCACUGUCAUCAACCUGUUCGAGCUCCACCACCUCAGAGACCUGACAGCUGACGGCAGCGAGCAGAGCUACAGCAACGAGCAGCAGAUCAGCUGGUUCCAGCUGCUCGGACUCUUCAUGUCCUUCCUGGGUGUCAUGUGCAGCCGAGCUCUGCUCAACAAGAGCCGAGGGGAGGAGAUCAUGGGGGAGUGUCCUCUGCCAGCAAUCAAAGUCUCUCUGGACUGGCUCAAACUGAGACCCAGCGUCUUCCAUGAGGCCGCUGUGGACCAAAGGCAGCACAUCUGGCCCUGGCUGGUCUCCAUCCUCAACAGUUUCCAGCCCAAAGAGGACGAUGUGUCCUGUUCCUCAGUGACGCCCCUGCCAGAGGAGUUUGAGUUGCAGGGUUUCUUGGCGCUCCGCCCGGCUCUGAGGUCCCUGGACUUUACUAAAGGUCACCAGGGCAUUUUGGUGGACAGGGACGGCCUGCCGGUUCACACUCGACAUCAGAGACUCAUCAGUCUGGGCAAAUGGGUGGCCGACAACCAGCCGGGGCUGAUCCAGUGCCGAAUGAGUGAGGACGGCCUCCUCCUCUUCAUCACUGACAUUCCAGAGCAGGCCAUCGAGGAGCCGCAGGAGAAGGAGGCGCCGGUGCUGCAGGAGUCGUCCAACGCUGAGCAGACGGCCAAUGAUGGCGGAAACUCCGGCCUCAAGUCGGUGCUGUCGGCGGGGAAGACACAGAGCUCGUGGCCUGAUGGCAGCGACCGACCUGUCGUCACCUUCAAGGAGAACAUCAAACCCCGAGAGCAGAGCCGAGAGCCCACGCGAAACCAUCAUCUGAAAGACAGCGGCAAGGAGCGCCGAGACUUCACCAAAGGCAACGGGGCUGCUGGGAAAGGAGAGCUGAAGAGGGACGCCAAGAGGAAGAGCGAGCUGAAAAAAGCCGGACAUGAGAAAACUGCUGAUGCUGGAAAACAGGUGAAGGCGCAGACGGAGCUGAGGAAGACUCCGGUGUCUGAGGCGAAGAAGACUCCUGCCACUCAAACUCAAACUACCUGCUCCUCCCAGUUCAUCCCCAUCCAUCAUCCUGGAGCCUUCCCGCCGCUGCCCAGCAGACCUGGUUUCCCCCCCUCAGCCUACGUGAUCCCGCCCCCGGUGGCGUUCCCGGGACUUCAGGUGAAUCCAGGUUUCACCUUCUCCACCGGAGUGUCCGUCCCUGGACCGUUCCUCCAGCCGGGCGUCCACACCCAGGCCGGCACCCAGGCCGGGAAGCAGUCCCACAUUCCCUACAGUCAGCAGAGGCCCUCUGGUCCCGGUCCAGGUCAGGGGCCAGGGUCCUCGGGACAGGGCCCGGGGCCCAUGAACCAGGGCCCCUCCCAGGGUCAGCAGCCCCAGCCCCAGGCUCUGCAGCAGUCGGUCCAGCUGCAGGUGCAGGCGAUGAGCCAGCAGCAGCAGCAGUCUCCCACCAAACCAGUCCAGCAGGUCGGGAUGGGGAAGAGUCCACCUCACCACCCGGGGCUGCAGCAGCAGUACAUGCAGGUCCAGGAUCAGCCGGCUCAGAUGUGGAACCAGGCUCAGGCUGCUCUGCAGAAGAUCCCUCCCAUGCAGAUGUCCCUGAAGCAGCCUCAGCAGCAGCCUCAGCAGCAACAGCAGCAGCAGCAGCAGCAGCAGCAGGCCUUCUACAUGGCGGCUCAGGAUCCUCUCAAACUGUACGAGCACCAGCUGCAGCCGCCCUCCCAGCCACAGCUCUCCACCAUGGACAAGAAGAUCAAGUACCCCAACGUGAAGAUGCAGGACUUCUACUGGGAGCCGUCGUACAGGAUGGGCGACGGUCUGGCUGUGAUGGCAGACAGGAUGAAGAGGCCUCCGCCAGGUGGUCUCUGCUCUGAGCAGGACGGCUCCGCAGGGCCCCGGGGUCCCCCAUUUGAGGACAACAAGAGCUCGCCUCUUCUACCUCCUGACCUGUUAAAAACUCUAGCAGAUUUUGAGGAGGAGGAGGAGCUCGUCUUUUCUAAGCCUCCUGAUUUCUUCCAGGCCUUGGCUGGCCCUCUUAGCACUGCUCCUGGACCAAACAUAUUUCUGCCAAACCAGACCAGGAUGGAGAGCGCCGAGGUCGUCAGCCAAUCAUCUUCUCUCCUGCCCAUGUCCGGCUUCCCCAUGCAGGAGUACAACCAGAACAGCAUCUUCAGUCAGGCCUACGGCAAGAACCUGCCACCCAGCUCCAAGCCUGAUGCUCCCAUGAUGCACCAGGAGCCCUCCCUCUAUUCUCUGUUUGAAGGGACUCCCUGGUCCCCUUCCCUCCCUGCCAGCUCAGAUCACUCCACCCCGGCCAGCCAAUCCCCUCACUCUUCCAACCCCAGCAGCCUGCCAUCGUCCCCUCCAACACACAACCACGGAGCCAUGCCCUUCUCUAACUUCGGGCCCAUUGGCACUCCGGACAGUCGGGACCGCAGGGUGGUGGACCGCUGGAAGGCCGACAAGACCGGAGCGGUCAGUGGCUUCGGCCUGGACUACCUGCCGGCUGCAGCUUCCUCUGCAGCUUCAGACACCAGCUGGCACCAGGCGGGGCCGACAGGCAGCUCCUGGACCAAUCAGGAGUCUCCAAUGGAGGAGUCGUCCUCUACCGUGCUGCUCGACAGCCUCAAGUCGAUCUGGUCCAGCUCCAUGAUGCAGCCGGGCCCGUCGGCGCUGGAGCAGCUCCUCCUGCAGCAGAAACAGAAGCAGCAGCGAGGUCACGGCGCCAUGAACCCGCCCCACUGAACGGCAGGCCGAGGCGGCGCUUUGUGUCCGGACGUCAACAAAACCACCACCAGGAGAAAAAACGGGAGGAGAAAAAAAACAGAAGUUUGACGAAGACGAGCUCCAACUAAAAUGGGAAAUUAAACCGGCGAGAAAAGGUGGAGGCUGGGGAGGCGACACGACCCCCCGACAAGGCUGAAACACCACCCCCACCCCCCUCGGCUGUCGAGGAGCGGUGACGCCCCUCCUGGACCGGAGGGUGCGGGAUCUCUUCAACCGCGGUGCCACGCGCCACGCCACCGCCGGGUUUCCUUCAACCCGCGGAAAAUCUGAACAUUGAGGAACACACCCCCCCUCACCACCACAGGCCCCCCCUGGUUUUGGACAGACGCCACACCUCCACCACUCCUCUCUCAGCUGGAAGAACUUUCUCUUUCUUUGGAACAAAAUAAAAAAUAAAGCGACCUCCUGGACGUCUGCUCGGUCCGGUCGGAGCGCCCGUUUUUAGCGUCUCCGCCGCCGCAGACUGAAGCGGGGGUGAUGUGAGAGAGCGAGGACAGUGUGGUGGUCGGAUUUAGGGGGGAGGUCAGGUGAAGUGCCGGGGGUCAACAUAGACUGGACUUUCUGAUCUCUCCAAUCAUUUUCAUUACUGUGGAGGAGGAGGAGGAGGAGGAGGAGGAGGGCACUCUGUAGCUGGUUGGUUGAAUGAAGGAAGACAGGAGGACAGUUUGGGUUACAGCUAUAUAAAUAUAUAAAUAAAUAUAUAUUGCCAUAGUUGGACUAAAGGGGCCGUGUCUCUUAGCCGUGUCGUGAGAAUCAGGACUGGACGCUGCUUUGUGAAGCCAGGUGUGUAACGUCACCUGACCGACCGCUCGCUGUCCCGCCUGAUUUGAAGGAAGAGCCCGGAGGCCCGCCGACCGGACGGCUUCGGGAAAGGUCACGGGAAAGACAGAAGUACAAGGGAAGGGGGCUAAGGACAUAAACACCCCGUCAAACUUAGGGAUAGUAUUACCGUUAGCUUCUUGAGAUCGCAGAUAUUAACAAAAAAAACAAACAAACUGUAUUUUGUGAUUUGUUCGUAGCAGUUUUAGCUUCACGCCCUCUGAGGUGAAUACAGGUAUGUCUAUUAGCUUCCUGCUUGAAUAUUUUCGGGGUUCUCUUCCUCUCCGGCCUCUUCCCGAUGUAACCCUGCUCGCUUACUUAACCUGCAUUUACUGUUUCUUUAUGUUCAUGUUCUGCCUUUUUACUAGUGUGAAGCAGCUCUGUGGGCUCUGCUGUGCCUGCUCACUGUCCCCUUACUACUGACCGCUGUAGAGGUUAGGCCGCAGACAGACAGACAGACAGACAGACAGGUGUAUACAGGUAGCUGGCUCAGCCUGAAUGUUUCCCACUAUCUGUUCUUCAGUAACCACUACUGCAGCUCCACCCUGUACAGCAGAUUUUUUUUUAUCAACGGUAGCGUCAGGAAGCUCUGCGGCUCUGAUUUUAUUUGGUCUGAAACUGAAACCCUGAACUGUUGAACCUAAAGGAACUACGGAGAACCGCAAGGGCCAAACUCAGGAGCUAAAAGCCCUCCCUUCCCCCUUGUGUUUUUUGUACAGGCACAUUUUGACACGUCUGAUGAACCAUGAACAUGAAGCAGUUACUCCUGAAACAGUUUUCACUCCGUCAGCUAAAGAUUAUUUUCAUCAUCGAUUCAUCUCUGCAUGAUUUUUGUGAUCAAUUGAUUAAUCGUUUGGUUUAUAAAACAUCCGAGAAGUAUCACAAGCUCCAAGAUGACGUCUCCAGACGGCAGGUUUUGUCUGAUCCGCAGUCCAAAAGAUAUUCAGUGUGAGAAUAUAUUCACACAUUGGUCGACUUUCGUUUGUAAAAUGUCAGAAAAUAAUUUUAAAGUUGUUCUAGGUCAGUUAAUCGUCACAUAUGACGAAGUGCAAAGUUUUCUUUCCAUAUUUGAGCAGGUGAAACCAUCUAAUUAUUUUAUUUGGAAAAAAAAAAAAAAAAAAGAUUAAUUAAUGAUCUCAUUUUGACACGUCUGAUGAAAACGAAGCAGUUCAGCCUGUUCUCAUUCCAAAGUCGUCAAAUACCGCAGCUUUGUCAGUGAUUUUGACGUCAGACACAAUGCCAAAAGCUUCCUGUCAGUAACAACAUGUUCAGGAGUUGGAAAGUCCCUAUGGGGCGGGCGGGAGAGCUCAGUGUUCACUCCCUGUACGUAUGCAGAGCCAAACUGUGAUGGUUUUUAUGCCUCCGUGCCGGCAACAGCUGAGGAUGAAGGCGUUGUGUUUUCUGGUUGUCCGUCCAUCCGUCCGUCCGUCCGUCCCAUUCUUGUGAACCUGCCAUCUAAAGAAUACGUUGAGGGAAAUUUUCUAAAUUUGGCACAAACCUCCACCUGGACUUAACAAUGAACUGAUCAGUUUUUCCUGUAUCCUAAGGACACCUUCUGUAAUUUCUUCAAAUUUGGCACAAACGUACACUUUCAGUCAAAGAUGAACUUAUCAGAAUUUGGUGUUCAGAGGUCAAAGGUCACUGUAAUACUGUCUGUUUUAUUGUCUUGAAUGUGGUAUCUCAAGAACACUGAGGUGGGAGUUUGUUUAAAUUUGGCACAAACGUCCACUUGGACUGAAGAAUGAACUGAUUAGUUUUAUGCUCAAAGGUCAGUGUGACCUCACAAAACAUGUUUUUGUCCAUAACUGAAGAAUUCAUUCACUAAUUCUGACCAAACUUGACACAAAUGUCUAACAGGAUAAAAUAAUGAAGGUCAAAAGGUCAAAGGUCAGCUUGACUGUGACAUCAUCAUGUUUUAACGUCAUAUCUCAGGAACAGAAGGGCAGACAUUUGGUCAGAUACUGAAUUGGUGACUCUAAUCUUGAAACUGUGCUGAUUGUAUAGAUCUUCUGUGUGUGAAGCAUCCAUGUUUUCACUGACAUGGAUGGAGACUGUCAGAGACACUGGACUGGUGGGCGGAGUCAUACAACCAUGGGGUGGACUGGUGGGCGGAGUCAUACAACCACAGGGUGGACUGGUGGGCGGAGUCACACAACCAUGGGGUGGACUGGUGGGCGGAGUCAUACAACCACAGGGUGAUGAUUUUGGUUCUUAACCUAAACAUGUGUCAUUUUGUCAACGUCCCUGUGUGUCACACAAAAUAUGUAGACGUGAAAGUCCACUGAAGCGGCGAUAUGCGACGACUCGAGGAUGAGGACGUGUUGGUUCGUCCUGAAACAAUUUUGACUCGAACAACAAGACAGAGUCUUUGUUGUUCAUGGCUGCAUCUAAACAUUAUUCUCAUCAUCAGUUCAUCUUCCCGUUACUUUCUUGAUGAACUGAUUAAUCGUUUGGUUUAUGAAACAUCAGAGCAGCGUGAGAUGACGUCACACUCAGAAAAUAUUCAGACUGCUGUCGAAGGAAAGAAAACCAGGACAUAUUCACAUUUUAAUAAACUGGAACUUGUGAGUUUUUGUCACAUUUGUUUGGAAAAUAAUCUCCAGAGAUAAAUCGAUGAUCAAAAUCUUUUUCUGUCGGUCGACUCUUGUCCGUAAAAUGUCUGAAAAUCAUUUUGAAAUCUUCACGUCUGAUUUAGAGAGCUGUCACGUAUGACACAGAAAAGCAGCAUUUGUUUUAUAUUUGAGCGGCUGGAACCAUCAGAUGGUUCAUGGUCAGCUCUCUGCUCCUGCAUUUGGUUUGUGAGAGUGAAAAGUGUUCUCACUAAUUUAUUUCUGCGUUAAUGAUCCGCAGCACCCCGACAGCUCCUGGGCAGAGACUGUUUUAUUUUUAUGUCCAGGAACUAAAUGUAAAGUUCCUUUAAAAGGUUCCUGAGUGUCUGGAAGGUUCCUGUGGUGGAAACAAGGUUUUAUUCUGUGGUUUCAUCCCUGUAGAGCAUUUACCGUCAGUCCUGGUUGUUCUCGAGCCAAUCAGAAAGCAGAGAGUGACGCUCAGAGGCUCCAGCGUCUUCAGAGGUGACGGUUUAGACUGCAACACUGUAAGUAACUUCCUGUCCAGCUGAAACCAGCAGAAAGCUGUUUUUCUACCUUCAACACUCAUCGUUUAGUUCUGAGGGAUUAAAAAAAAAAAAUCAGUGAAAGCCUCUUUUUAUUUUCCAGUCGAGGGUGUUUUAUCGACUUCAAAGAGACGUGUCUAUUUUCCGUGUGAUUGUGCUUUUCAUGUUGCAUUUACAAAAUGUAUUUGAAAAAUAAUAAAGAUAAAAUAAUGAAUGUGAGGGCACGAGGCCAGCGGAGGAGGGACGGAGUUGGUGACUGGCUUUGUUUUUUGGAGUAAGAACUAAAUGGACAUUCCACUCUGAGAUGUUGGGGAAGUUUGGAGGCGGCGGCGGCUCCUCGCUGGUCGGAGCUCUGACGGCAGAGUCGCGCUCACGUCUGACAGGAAACAUGAACCUGAGCUUUGACUUGUGAGGCUUUUUGUGUUUCUGUCUCUUUGUAGACUUUGAGAAACUGGUGGAAUCAGCCUUUAAAUAAACGUUAACUAUGUUCUCCCUUAACGCUGUGUCCUGUUUGAUCGAUGUCUCUGUGUUCAGGCAGUUUGUAGUGGACGAGGCGUUCAGCGCCGCCGCUUCAGCAGAGGUAACGACACUUCUCCCCACUGCUCAGGAGG